This is a messenger RNA of Nerophis ophidion (straightnose pipefish), 4447 nucleotides long. Its product is annotated as C-terminal-binding protein 2-like. The record is from RefSeq and is a predicted model, not a curated record. Bases 322 to 3714 code for a protein of 1130 amino acids. The transcript is spliced from 10 exons. NCBI's taxonomy places the organism in Eukaryota, Metazoa, Chordata, Actinopteri, Syngnathiformes, Syngnathidae. Gene Ontology annotation, molecular function: transcription corepressor activity; NAD binding; oxidoreductase activity, acting on the CH-OH group of donors, NAD or NADP as acceptor.
CUGUCGUUGCAUGGGCUGUGUACACCGUUUGUGUGUUUAUGUGCGGUGUCCCCUUUCCAAGCCAACAAAACCGGAGAUUAAUUAUUCACGGACAUAUCAGCUGGAGGGGGAGCCACCUGAUAGCACGGACAUAGAAUAUUACAACCGGAUAUCAGGUGAUACAGUCCACCCCUGCUUCGUCUGUUCUUCUGCUUGUUCCUUAACUACCUCGCUCUUUUGCUUUUGCUGCUACUGAACCCAAAGACUUGACUUAGAAGAGAGAAGUGCCGCAAGUGGAUUACUUUGCUCGUUUUGCGUGGUAUUUCCUCAGUUUUCUCUCCAAUGCUUGUUACCAACAAACAGUUAAGUCUUGGUCGCUCCCACAGUUGGGACACUUUAGGGGGGAAUGAGGGUCAGUGGGACAGGGCUGAGAGUGUCUACGAGCAGCAGGCGAGAGUAGCUGGCCGGCGGAGCUCUCUGUCUUACGGAGAGGGGGGAGGAGGGUGGUACGAGCCUCCAGCAGGCGCGCGUCCUCCUGACCUGGAUAUAAAACGGGACCCAUAUUCCUACCAAGACCACGGACAAGUUUACACGGGGGGUCUGAGGAAGGGUUCUGUGCCAGACCUGAACCACUACGAACGAACAGUUAUGGCUCACAGAGGAUCCAUUCCGCAUCAGGAUUACUACCCCCACGAUCCGGCCAUGACUCCUCGGCCACCUGAGGGCAUUUACCGGGCAGAGCACCAGGCUCCACCGCCUCACCCUCAUCCCCUCAGUCGGUCAGGCUCUCAUUUUGGGCUGACUGCUGGGACUCGUCCUGCCUGGGAUCAAUCACAGGGCUCGAGAGGAGGACCUCAAGCUCCCCAGUCGCCUUUACAUCCUUCUCCGUCUACUCCGACUGCUCAUGAGCUAAAUCGGGCCUACAGAGAAUCUGGGACUUCUAAAAUGAUGCCGGAUGGUCAACUGCGCAGACCCUCUAGAGACCCGUCUCCAGCCCAUUACAGCCUGGAGCAUGCAUCUCCUCGUUAUGCAAGCGAGCCCCAACCUUUGGCUGGUCAGCCUGUCUAUACAGAUGUUAACGGGCGACCGCUAGAUCCGCAGCAGCAGGCGGCUACCUGCUUAGUGGUGGAUCCUUCCAGUCAGGGAAUGGUAAUGAGGCAGGAGACCACCUCACCCUUUACUGUUCAGCAGCAGCAACAAUUGCAGCAGCAACAAUUACAGCAGCAACAAUUGCAGCAGCAACAACUGCAGCAACAACAAAUACAACAGCAGCAGUUUCAACAACAGCAACUUCAGCAACAACAACUCCAGCAGCAGCAGCUUCAGCAGGAUCAGCUGCAGCAACAACUGCGACAUCAGCAGCAGGGUUUACCUCCUUCCAACACAAUCCCCAUUUCUGAUCCUAAACUUGCUGUGGCGGCUCCACUUCCUCCAUCUUCCGCCCUAGUGCAGACUGCCGCGAUUGCCCCAAUUGCACCAGCCCCUGCGCAAGUAGCGCCAACUCUGCCCCCACCAGUUGCUCAGCCUCUUGCUCCCCUUCCUGCCCCUCCGCUUACCGCUCCGCAGACACUUUUGCCUGUGGAUCCCAAGAAGACAGUGGAUCCAGAGUUUCUUGCCCUUUUGCGAAAUGAAGGCAUCUCUGAGAGCACCAUCUCUUCGCUCAUCCAGCAGGGAUUCGACUCCUCCAGCAUGCUGGCUGUAAUGGAGGAGAACGAUGUCCGUACAGUGGCACCCAACCUUGGGCAGGCGCGUGUACUCUCUCGUUUGGUCCAAAACUGUAAGCGGCCGGCCGAAGCUCCUGUGGCACCUUCUCAGCCUCAGACCCCCAUGCGAGGGCGUUCUAAUAGCUUCAGCCAUCGCUCAGAUGUCUAUCAACACCACCAUCACCAACAUCCACAUCCUUCCCAGGCUUUGCAUGUUGACCCUCAACUGAUGCCCCUGCUGACGCCGGGUGCCAUGCACACCAUCGGACCAAGGAUGGGAGAGGUAAUAGGCAGGAGGCCAAGCAGCGCUCCUUCUCAGCAGCUCUUGGAAGCCUCUGGAGCUUACCCAGGCCAGUCACCUCGUUCCCCAGGCCCAUAUAUGGGAGCCAUGGUGCCCGUUCAAUCAAGACCAAUGUCCGCUUAUUCUUCCGGGAUGACCAUGCCAGGGUUGCCCAUGCAGAGUAUGCAGAUCAUGCCCCAGCAAAUGAGUGGUUCCAUGCCUGCCAUACCAGGUUCCAUUCACUCCAUGCCAGGAAUGCCGCAGCAGAUGCCUGUUUCCAUGCCAGCUUUACCUCAACCGCCACAGCAGGUACCUAAAGCAUACUCUACCAAUUACACCGUACCAAUGGAGCUGAUGAAGAGGGACCGGAGCCUGCUGCCCAUGUCACCUAUGCACAGCCCUCACCCAAGUCCCCAGAUGAGUCGGAAGGGUGGCGGGACUGCGCCGGAUAAUGCAAUGGUUCCCGCGGGAGGCUCCGCUCAAGGGCAAAGUGCUCUGGUUGCUAAUCAGAAGCUAAGUCGCCGCACCGGUCCACCAGUCAUCGUGUCCACCAUGGCGUCUCCUGACACAAGUAUCAGGCCUCAGAUAAUGAACGGGCCCAUGCACCCGCGCCCCCUGGUGGCGCUGCUGGAUGGGCGCGACUGCACGGUGGAGAUGCCCAUCCUCAAGGACCUGGCAACCGUGGCUUUCUGCGACGCUCAGUCCACACAGGAAAUACACGAGAAGGUGCUGAACGAGGCGGUGGGAGCCAUGAUGUAUCACACCAUCACCCUGACCAGGGAGGACCUGGAGAAAUUCAAGGCGCUACGCAUCGUCAUCCGUAUCGGCAGCGGCUACGACAACAUCGACAUCAAGGCGGCCGGCGAGCUGGGCAUCGCAGUGUGCAACAUUCCAUCAGCAGCAGUGGAGGAGACAGCAGACUCCACCUUGUGUCACAUCCUCAACCUGUACAGGAGGAACACCUGGCUCUACCAGGCUCUGAGGGAGGGAACCAGGGUCCAGAGUGUGGAGCAGAUCAGGGAGGUGGCCUCUGGGGCUGCCAGGAUCCGAGGGGAGACGCUCGGCCUCAUCGGAUUUGGUCGUGCAGGCCAAGCGGUGGCGAUGCGGGCCAAGGCGUUCGGCUUCAACGUGAUCUUCUACGACCCUUACCUUCAGGACGGCCUGGAGCGCUCGCUGGGGGUCCAGAGGGUCUACACGCUGCAGGACCUCCUCUACCAGAGCGACUGUGUGUCUCUGCACUGCAACCUCAACGAGCACAACCACCACCUCAUCAACGACUUCACCAUCAAGCAGAUGCGCCAAGGAGCCUUCCUGGUCAACGCGGCGCGAGGAGGUCUGGUGGACGAGAAGGCCUUGGCUCAGGCCCUGAAAGAAGGGAGGAUACGUGGAGCCGCUUUGGACGUCCACGAGACAGAACCCUUCAGCUUCUCCCAGGGGCCGCUGAAAGACGCGCCCAACCUGAUCUGCACGCCGCACACCGCCUGGUACAGCGAGCAAGCCUCGCUGGAGAUGCGAGAGGCCGCCGCCACGGAAAUACGCCGAGCCAUCACGGGCCGCAUCCCCGAUAGUCUCCGGAACUGCGUCAACAAAGAGUUCUUCAUCACCUCGGCGCCGUGGGGCAUGAUGGAGCAGCAGCAGCAGCAGCAGCAGCAGACGCACCCCGAGAUGAACGGCGCCGCCUACAGCCGAGUCAACCAAACCAUGGUGCACGCCAUAGCCACAGGGGGCGUGCAGGACAAAUUGUAUUCCUAAUUCCUCUCACGCAGGUUGGUCCCCAGGCCGAUGGAGGGCCUGCUGCCCGGGGGGGGGCCCACGGUCCACGCCCCCCAGGCCGCCUCCCCCAACCGGCCCUCCUCCAAGCACGGCGACCCCACCAGAGAGCACACGAGCGAGCCGUGAGGGCCGAGACCCCACCGGCAUGGUCCCCCCCCCCCUCCUGGGGACGAUGGAGGACACACAGAUGAGACUGUCAAAGCCCCUCCCCCCCCCCCGUUCUGUCUUCUUGGACUGACGGGAAGUCCUUUUAAGGCUUUCCUCCCCCUUCAUUGACAACGUGUUGUUAUUUUUGUUGUUUCUGUUCUCUCUGCUAAUGUUCCAUGUUUUAGCUGCUGUGUCUCCCUCUAGUGGACGGAUGCGUCAUUGCACUUCCUUACUACAGCAAGUCAGCCUUUAAAAUCCAUAAUGAAAUGACGGCAUUUGUUGGUGACGUCACGUCAUGACGCGUCACGUGUUCUGGAUAUUACGCCAACCUGGAUUUAUUUUGUCUUCCGUCGUUUUCUUGUUUUGUUUUUUUUUUGUCCGUUUGUGUUGACGUCCCACAUUUUGAGUGCAGUUUGAGUGUUGAAUGUUCUCGUUUCCUUCUAGUUUCUUCAAUUCUUAGCACUUUUUUUUUCUUUCUGUGUUUUGUUUCUUGUACAAGAAGGUGAACAUUAAAUUACACGUGCAGCUGGAACAAAAACAAAUAAAACGUGCUGUCUUGAUUGAU